CUGUCAGACCAGGAUGCAAGAGCACGACUUCUACUAGCCGCUAAGGGCUUGGCUGAUGCUACAGGAAGAAUGGUAGAAGCAGCCAAGGGUGCUGCUCGAGAUCCAAACAACGCAGAAGCUCAAGAAGCUCUUCGUAAAGCAGCAGAAGACCUUCGCAAUGCAACGAACGCUGCAGCAAACGACGCACUGAAGAAGAAACUCAUUAAGAAACUCGAAGUUGCAGCCAAGCAGACGGCAGCGUCUGCCACCCAGUGCAUUGCUGCAGCACAAGGAGCCACGCCCACAAACAGAAAUCAGUCGAGUCAACAGCAAUUGCUCACCAAUUGUAAGACGGUCGCAGAUCAUAUUGGGAAACUUGUGCAGGCUGUACGGCUCAGCAUGGCAUCACCAGAGAGUGCCAGCUCUCAACUUGGUCUCAUCAAUGCGAGUCAGGCAAUGAUCCAGCCGUGUGGUAAGAUGAUUGCUGCUGCAAAGGCGGCCGUUCCAACUAUUGGAGAUCAGGCGGCUGCUAUCCAGCUAGCUAACUUUGCUAAGCAGACAGCAUCAUCUCUUGCGGAGCUGAGAGCGGCUGCUUCGAAGGCUGCUGAAGCAUGUGGCUCUCUGGAGAUUGACAGUGCGAUCGACGUUGUCAAGCAGAUCGCGCAAGAACUGGCAGAAGUACAGAAGGCAGCAUCAGCUAAGAAGCUGCUUCCUCUUCCAGGAGAAACAGCCGAGACGUGUGCACUCGAACUUGGCGCAACAUCGAAAACAGUCGGAGCCUCAAUGGCCCAACUACUAACCGCCGCCGCACAAGGCAACGAGAACUACACAAGAGUGGCAGCAAGAGACACAGCAAACGCCCUCAAAGUGCUCGCUGGUUCCGUCCGGGGCGUCACCGCUUGCACUCCCGAUCGAGCGGCUCAGGAUCAGAUCAUUACUGCCGCUCGUUCGGUGAUGGAACAUUCUGGGAAUUUGAUUCGUGAGGCUAAGCAUGCUGUUGCUCGUCCGACGAACGCCGACAAUCAGCCGAGACUCGCACAGGCUGCGAAGGUCGUCUCAAUGGCGUUGAAUCAGGUGAUCAACUGUUUGCCGGGUGCAAGGGAUGUGGAUGCGGCGAUUAAGGAGAUUGCUGCUGCGAGUCAGGCUUUGGUUUGUCUGUUUGUCUGUCUGUCUGUCUGUUUAUUUGGCUAUUUGUCUAUGUCUGUAUUUGUGUAUGUGUGUAUGUUUGAUUGUUUGUCUGUUGGCCUUUGUUGUUAUAUCUUGUUGAUCUCCUUCCUUUCUUUCCUAGGCAACUUCCCUUCAGCUGGUUCUCAGUCAUACCAAGAAAUACAGAACAGUCUGAGUGUUGCUGCCGCAUCACUCAACGUAACAGCCAGUGAACUAAUGGUUUCAUCCCGUGGCACUCACAUGCAGCUGGCAUCGUCGUCCCAGAAACUCAGCGAGAAAUUCAAAGACGUUCUACAAGCAGGAAUGAUGCUCGCUGGAGCGUCACCGGACAAGGCAUCACGUGACGAAGUCGUCGGUUAUCUUCGUUCUGUCUCCAUGGCAUCAAGCAAACUUCUCAUGUCAGCCAAGGCUCUCUCUGCCGACCCAAAUGCUCCCAACGUGAAGAACCAACUUGCUGCUGCUGCUCGUGGAGUGACUGAUGCCAUCAAUGCAUUGAUUAAUGUGUGUACAGCGACUGCUCCUGGUCAGAAGGAGUGUGAUAGUGCAUUGAGGAAGAUCGAAGCCGUGAAGGCGAUGUUGGAGAGUCCAAAUGAGGCGGUUAACGAUGCGACGUUCUUUGAAUGCUUGGAGGCUGUUAUGGAUAAGUCAAAGGUUCUUGGUGAGGCUAUGGGUGACAUCACUCGGCAAGCGAAAGCUGAGAAACACGAUCUAUUUGGAGAAGCUGUCGGAACAGCUGCGAAUGCAGUGUGUGCUCUGACUGAGAGUGCCGCCCAAGCGGCUUUCCUUGUUGGUGUGUCCGACCCGUCUAGUACAGCUCCUGUAGUAGGUCUGCUCGACCAGAGUCAGUUUGCUAGGGCACAACAAGCAAUUCAACAGGCUUGUGAGAACUUGCUCAGUCCUGGCAGUUCACAGCAGCAAGUACUUCGAGCUGCAACUGUCAUUGCGAAGCACACAUCCGCACUCUGCUCAGCCACCAAGAACGCAUCAGCAAAGACAAAAAAUCCUGUAGCAAAACGCAAGUUCGUUCAAUGUGCAAAAGACGUCGCCAACUCAACAGCCAACUUGGUUAAGAACAUUAAAGCUCUCGCCGGAUCUCUCAACGAUCGCAACAGACAAGAAUGUGCCUCCAACACAAAGCCCCUCCUUGAGGCAGUCGACGAUCUCGUCAAGUUUGCAUCAGCUCCGGAAUUUGUAUCGACAAGAGCAGAGAUCAGUCCCGAGGCUCGUGUGUCUCAAGCACCGAUUAUCUCAGCCGGCCAGCAGAUGGUCAACUCCAGCUCAUGUCUCAUCUCAGCAGCAAAGAGUCUCGCUGUGAAUCCAAAGGAUGCUCCAACGUGGCAAUUGCUGGCAAGUCAGAGUAAGGCUGUGUCUGAUGCGAUUAAGAAACUGAUGCAGGCGAUCAAGGAUAAGUCGCCGGGGCAACGAGAGUGCGAUAAGGCAAUUGAUACGAUUAAUCGUGCGAUCAAUGAGGUUGAUCAGGCGUCACUGGCAGCGAUCAGUCAGAAGUUGCCGGGGAGAGCGGAGUCGACGUUAGGUGGAUUUCAGGAACAGAUGGCGAAUAGUGUUAGUGAGAUCAGCGAUCGUAUUGAUUCUGUGGCGACUGCUGCUAAGGGAGAGCCAGAAAAACUUGGUCACGCUGUUGCAUCUCUUGCCACAUUUUUCCCGCCUCUUGCUUCAUCGGCUGUUGGAGCAGCUUCUAAGACAGUAAACAGCGAUCAGCAAAUGAACUUAUUGGAUCAAACAAAGACACUAGCCGAAUCCGGCUUGCAGCUAAUGUAUGCGGCUAAAGAGAGUGGUGGCAAUCCAUUGGCAACUGAGACGCAUGCCAAUAUCAAUGAAGCUGUUGGUAACAUGAGAGAAGCUGUGAGUGACUUGGUGACAACACUAGAGACAGCAAGAACAGAGAGCGGUGUCGUUUCAGGACUGGUUCAGGUCAUCGGAAAGAAUAUAUCUAAGGCACGACAUUUUGACGUUGACAUGUUUGCUUGCCGGUUUUGUUUGCCUGUCUCUCUGCUCACUUUGUUUGUAUAUGCGUCUGUCCACUUGUUUGUUUGUAUAUGUGACUGUCCACUUGUUUGUAUCGAUGAGCCCAUUGUUAGUGAAGUUGAUCGAACGUUUGUUGAGUAUCAAGAGAGUAUGAUGAAGUCGGCGAAGGUGGUUGCACAUAAGGCACAGGAUAUUGUUGGCAAAGGUGGCACUGCACCAAACGAACUCGGCAAUUUGGCGCGAGAGGUUACGACUGCGUACAGCGAACUGGCAACUAAUUGUCGAGGAGCUUUGGCUACGGCAGAUGAUGAUGAUAUUGCUCGACGAUUAAAAUCAGCCGUGCAGCAGCUGGGAGACUCGCUCACCGAUCUCGUUCAGUCCGCCGGCAACGUACAGAACAAUCCAACCGACGGAUCAGCCAAACGAGAGCUAUCAGACAGUGCCAGACAGGUUGCCAGCAAGGUGACUUUCGUUCUGUCUGCUCUACAAGCUGGAGCUCAAGGCACGCAGGCAUGCAUCAAUGCUGUGUCAGCCAUUGAGGGCAUAAUUGGUGAUCUCGAGACAACGAUAAUGUUUGCCACUGCAAGCACUCUGAAUCCUGAUCGUGAAGGCGAUUCAUUUGCUGACCAUCGUGAGGACAUCCUUCGUACAGCCAAGACUCUUGUUGAAGACACGAAGAAACUCGUGAGCGGAGCUGCUUCUUCACAAGAGGAACUAGCAAAAGCAGCAGCAGACAGUGUCUCCACUAUUAGUCCUUUGUCUGAACACGUGAAACUGGGAGCUACAGCACUCACAUCUGAUGAUCCUGAAGCACAAGUGAUGCUGCUGAAUGGAGUGAAAGAUGUUGCAACGGCACUGGCUGGUUUGGUAACAGCUACUAAGAACGCGUCUGGCAAGAGUGUUCAAGAUCCUGCAAUGGAGAAUCUUCGUGGGUGUGCCAAGGUUAUGGUGGCUAAUGUGUCAUCACUGUUGAAGACUGUCAAGAGUGUUGAGGAUGAGGCAGCGAGAGGAGCUCGUGCACUCGAAUCAUCUAUUGAUGCUAUCAAUGUUCAGCUAACGGGUGCUGCUCGAGAUCCAAACAACACAGAAGCUCAAGAAGCUCUUCGUAAAGCAGCAGCAGACCUUCGCAAUGCAACGAACGCUGCAGCAAACGACGCACUGAAGAAGAAACUCAUUAAGAAACUUGAAGUUGCAGCCAAGCAGACGGCAGCGUCUGCCACCCAGUGCAUUGCUGCAGCAGAAGGAGCCACGCCCACAAACAGAAAUCAGUCGAGUCAACAGCAAUUGCUCACCAAUUGUAAGACGGUCGCAGAUCAUAUUGGGAAACUUGUGCAGGCUGUACGGCUCAGCAUGGCAUCACCAGAGAGUGCCAGCUCUCAACUUGGUCUCAUCAAUGCGAGUCAGGCAAUGAUCCAGCCGUGUGGUAAGAUGAUUGCUGCUGCAAAGGCGGCCGUUCCAACUAUUGGAGAUCAGGCGGCUGCUAUCCAGCUGGCUAACUUUGCUAAGCAGACAGCAUCAUCUCUUGCGGAGCUGAGAGCGGCUGCUUCGAAGGCUGCUGAAGCAUGUGGCUCUCUGGAGAUUGACAGUGCGAUCGACGUUGUCAAGCAGAUCGCGCAAGAACUGGCAGAAGUACAGAAGGCAGCAUCAGCUAAGAAGCUGCUUCCUCUUCCAGGAGAAACAGCCGAGACGUGUGCACUCGAACUUGGCGCAACAUCAAAAACAGUCGGAGCCUCAAUGGCCCAACUACUAACCGCCGCCGCACAAGGCAACGAGAACUACACAGGAGUGGCAGCAAGAGACACAGCAAACGCUCUCAAAGUGCUCGCUGGUUCCGUCCGGGGCGUCACCGCUUGCACUCCCGAUCGAGCGGCUCAGGAUCAGAUCAUUACUGCCGCUCGUUCGGUGAUGGAACAUUCUGGGAAUUUGAUUCGUGAGGCUAAGCAUGCUGUUGCUCGUCCGACGAACGCCGACAAUCAGCCGAGACUCGCACAGGCUGCGAAGGCCGUCUCGAUGGCGUUGAAUCAGGUGAUCAACUGUUUGCCGGGUGCAAGGGAUGUGGAUGCGGCGAUUAAGGAGAUUGCUGCUGCGAGUCAGGCUUUGGCUACGGGCAACUUCCCUUCAGCUGGUUCUCAGUCAUACCAAGAAAUACAGAACAAUCUGAGUGUUGCUGCCGCAUCACUCAACGUAACAGCCAGUGAACUAAUGGUUUCAUCCCGUGGCACUCACAUGCAGCUGGCAUCGUCGUCCCAGAAACUCAGCGAGAAAUUCAAAGACGUUCUACAAGCAGGAAUGAUGCUCGCUGGAGCGUCACCGGACAAGGCAUCACGUGACGAAGUCGUCGGUUAUCUUCGUUCCGUCUCCAUGGCAUCAAGCGAACUUCUCAUGUCAGCCAAGGCUGUCUCUGCCGACCCAAAUGCUCCCAACGUGAAGGUACUCAUCACUGGGCUCUCAGUUGGUUUCAUAUUAUUGAUAUCAAUGAUUGGUGAAGGCGAUUCAUUUGCUGACCAUCGUGAGGACAUCCUUCGUACAGCCAAGACUCUUGUUGAAGACACGAAGAAACUCGUGAGCGGAGCUGCUUCUUCACAAGAGGAACUAGCAAAAGCAGCAGCAGACAGUGUCUCCACUAUUAGUCCUUUGUCUGAACACGUGAAACUGGGAGCUACAGCACUCACAUCUGAUGAUCCUGAGGCACAGGUGAUGCUGCUGAAUGGAGUGAAAGAUGUUGCAACGGCACUGGCUGGUUUGGUAACAGCCACUAAGAACGCGUCUGGCAAGAGUGUUCAAGAUCCUGCAAUGGAGAAUCUUCGUGGGUGUGCCAAGGUUAUGGUGGCUAAUGUGUCGUCACUGUUCAAGACUGUAAAGAGUGUUGAGGAUGAGGCAGCGAGAGGAGCUCGUGCAUUCGAAUCAUCUAUUGAUGCUACAGAUAUGGGCAUAAUUAUGGAGCCACCCUGAGCAUGUGACCCAGAUUAAGAAGUUAUUAGACUUUCUCAGACAGUCCAAGUAGAUGCAUCUACAGUGACAGCUGCACUUUGUAGUAAAUUAAAACAAGUCAUAAUGGUGAGGUAAUGGCUCUAAUUGUGCCAUCCACAUGUCUGAGAUUGCAGGAGAUGUGUGACCUGUUGAGACACAUGACUGCUUCUUGCUGCCAGUUCAAUCAGUAAAUUUGAAAGUUAAUAAUCAAAAUCAUUUUCAAAAAGCUUCUAAACAAUAAAAUGACUUUGUUUAUUUUAGAAGACAUACUCAAAGAUUAAAUAGAGGCUAUACGUUUCAGUUUACU
Molecule: messenger RNA, 6409 nt
Organism: Corticium candelabrum
Lineage: Eukaryota; Metazoa; Porifera; Homoscleromorpha; Homosclerophorida; Plakinidae
Product: talin-like
Exons: 27
Coding region: 70-6084 (2004 amino acids)
Biological process (GO): cell-cell adhesion
Cellular component (GO): plasma membrane; focal adhesion
Molecular function (GO): actin filament binding; integrin binding
Source: RefSeq, a predicted model, not a curated record